AUGACGCUCCUGCAAACCCUCCUCCGCGCAACAGCGUUCAAGAAUCCUCUUCUACGUACCCUCGUCCCUUCUGUCGCACUCGCAUACGGUAUCCAAGCUGCCGUAGCCGUACCUUCCAUUGCAGCACAAACAGAACGGUACUAUGACCUCUCCGGCAGCUUCACAUACCUCUCCUGCACAGCCCUCAGCCUAGUACUCCCAUACAUGCGCGCAAGAGCCGCAGGCACCAUCACCGGCGGUAUAACCGACGACGAAGGGAAAGACUCUCGUUUCGACUCCAUCCGGACCUCCCCACCCAAAUUCCUCGUCGCCUUCUUCGCCCAAGCAACAUGGGUCUCCCUCUGCACCUUACCCGUCAUUCUAGUAAACUCCGUUCCACGCUCCGCCUACGCGACCUCACUCCUUGGGCAAGCCGUAUCCUCGAAACCCUACUUAACAGACGUCCUCGGCCUCGCCAUCUUCGUCUUCGGUCUGACGUUCGAGGUCGUGGCCGACCGCCAAAAAGACGCCUGGGUCCAAGGCAAAAAGCAAAAGAAACACUCUGAAGAGUUCCUCACACACGGCCUGUGGAGUAAGUCUCGGCAUCCGAAUUACUUCGGCGAGGCGACGUUGUGGAGUGGUAUUGCGAUUGCGGCGGCGGGGUUGCUGGUUAGGCAGCCCGCGCAGGCUGCGUUGGGAUUGAGUGGGGGGAUUGGUGGACAGGUGCUUGUUGCGGGUAUGUGUGCGGCUAGUCCGGCUUUUGUGUCUUUCUUGCUGCUGAAGGUUAGUGGGGUGCCGUUGAGUGAGAAUAAGUAUGAUAAGAGGUAUGGGGAUCGCAAGGAUUAUCAGAAGUGGAAGAGGGAGACGCCGAUGUUUGUGCCGAAGAUUUGGUAG
Molecule: messenger RNA, 873 nt
Organism: Alternaria novae-zelandiae
Lineage: Eukaryota; Fungi; Ascomycota; Dothideomycetes; Pleosporales; Pleosporaceae
Exons: 2
Coding region: 1-873 (290 amino acids)
Biological process (GO): lipid metabolic process
Cellular component (GO): membrane
Molecular function (GO): oxidoreductase activity, acting on the CH-CH group of donors
Source: RefSeq, a predicted model, not a curated record